Messenger RNA from Pyricularia oryzae 70-15, 1533 nucleotides. RefSeq lists its product as uncharacterized. The transcript has 4 exons. Bases 1 to 1533 code for a protein of 510 amino acids. Gene Ontology annotation, molecular function: transmembrane transporter activity. NCBI's taxonomy places the organism in Eukaryota, Fungi, Ascomycota, Sordariomycetes, Magnaporthales, Pyriculariaceae. The record is from RefSeq and is a predicted model, not a curated record. Gene Ontology annotation, biological process: transmembrane transport.
AUGCUCCUAGGCUAUGAUGUUAGCAACGUCGCAAACAUUCAGGCCUCCGUCUAUCAUGCCUUUGGACAUGUCGAACUCCUUACGUGGGUCGCGAUCGGGUACACAGCGCUCAACGUCUGCAUGAUGCCGCUGUGCCGGAGGCUGUCUGCCUUUGGCAACUUGAAAGUGCAGUUCUACAUUUACACUCUGAUAUUUGCUGCUGGCGCUGCAAUAGCUGGCGCCGCCCCAGAUAUCAACUGCGUUAUAAUCGGAAGGGCAAUCACCGGUAUCGGUGGCGCAGGGCUCUACCAGGGAAUAAUGCUGUACAACUUCAAAUUCUCGUCGGCAUACGAGGCGCCCAGGGGUCAAGCCGUCAUUGGGACUGGGUUCGCCAUUGGUUUGGUGCUCGGACCAAUCGUCGGCGGCGCCUUCGCUGAGAACCCCCAUGCUACAUGGCGAUGGGCAAUGUUUAUCAACAUACCCAUUCUGGCUGUCCUUUGUGCCGGUUGGAAAGUCUUCCUCCCGCCUCUCUUUAUAUCCAAACAAACCGCAUCACACGCCUGGGUCGAUGUUGACUGGCUCGGCUGGAUUUUACACUGCGCUUCAUUUCUAAUGCUCUUCAGCAGCUUGAUAUUCUCCGGCUCGCACUGGCCGUGGGAUUCAUACUCGGCCAUCGUAGCCUGGGUCUUUGCCGGGCUCCUGUUCUCCAUGUACGCGGUGCAGCAGCACUUGUGCAUCUGGACGACCCGUAAAUAUCGCAUCUUCCCGGCCGACGCGCUAGGAGAGGUGCGCACAGUUCUUCCGGUAGGCCUGUCAACCGCCAUGGCAGCUGCAGCGUACGGCAUCACAUUAUACUACACUCUGCUGUUCUUCUCCUUCACCAGAGGCUUCAACCCUGUUGAGGCUGCCGUCCAUCUACUUCCCUACAUCGGAACCUUCGUCGGCAUGACGGUCCUUUCGUCGGCAUUGCUUCCACGCCUGCGACUCUACCCAGUUCUCUACGUGCUGGGCGGCGCGCUGAUGAUCAUAGGCGGGGCGCUCCAGACCUCCAUGACGGCCGACAGCCCCGUGGGUCUCGUGAUGGGGAACCUCGCGCUCGUGGGUGCGGGAGUAGGCUUGGUUUUCCAGCAGGGCGCCGCGGUGCUCAAGACCUUGGCACGGAGUGACGCAACCAAAGAGUCGGAUCAUGUUGUUGUCUUCUUAAUCAUGCAGCUGGGCGGAGUUGCUCUGUUUAUGUCGGUGGGUGGGUGCAUAUUCCAGAACCUGGGGUUCAAGUAUGUCAACGAUGCUCUGGUCGAUGCCGGCGUUCGAAUUUCCGAUGCAGAAGUCAGGCAGGCGCUCGGCGGCCUGGAUUCUGCGUUUCUGGGCCAGGCAGAGCAGGGAUUGGCAAGAGUUGUGGUCGAGCAGAUUUCCAGGGCUAUUGGGAACACAUUCUUCAUUGUUGUGGGGGCCGGUGCUGUGGUCUUUUGCCUUGCAUUCGUGAUGAAGUGGCAAAGGCUCGAUUUCAAGCCAAAACCAGUGGCGACUGAGCUAUCUGGGCCACAGUCUUCAUGA